Messenger RNA from Panicum virgatum (switchgrass), 1518 nucleotides. RefSeq lists its product as uncharacterized. Gene Ontology annotation, molecular function: DNA helicase activity. The coding region runs from base 1 to 1518 and encodes 505 amino acids. NCBI's taxonomy places the organism in Eukaryota, Viridiplantae, Streptophyta, Magnoliopsida, Poales, Poaceae. The record is from RefSeq and is a predicted model, not a curated record. The transcript is spliced from 3 exons. Gene Ontology annotation, biological process: telomere maintenance; DNA repair.
AUGCACAUGGUCACAUUCAAUGAUGACGACAACCUUGAAGAUGUGCUGGAACGCGCUAGGAACCAAAGAUCGAUGCUAACAGAAUUCUUCAGAAUGAACAGUGAAGAUCCAAAUGCUCGAAGAUACUUAUACAGGGAAUUUUCAGAACAUUAUACAUGGAAUAAGUCCAAAAAAGUUUGGUCUACUAGAAAAAGAAGUUACCAGAUUGGAAGGUUGGUGUAUGCGUACCCGUCUGAGGGUGAAAGAUUCUAUCUUCAAGUUCUUCUAAACCAUGUUCGAGGUCCAGCAUCAUUCAUAUCAAUCAGAACAGUUCGUGGUGUGGUGAGUCCUAUUUUUAGAGAAUGCUGUGAGAAACUUGGUCUUGUUGAAACAGAUAGGUCACUCGACAAUGCACUUAGCGAAGCAAUAGUUUUUCAGAUGCCAUGUGCUCUCAGAAGAAUGUUUGCCACUAUUAUGGUUUUCUGCGAGUACACAAACAUUCGUACCCUCUGGGAUAAAUAUUUUGAAUCAAUGGUUGAGGACUAUGUGCAUGUUCAUGGAAAUUCUUCAUGUGUUGAACAAUUUGUCCUUAGGGACAUCGCGGAUAUUCUCUCCUCGAUGGGUAAAGACAUUAGAAAAUAUAUUACCAGACUGAAACUAACUGAGGAGAGAAAAAUUAUUGUAUCUGAUGAAGAUAUUAAAUUAGCUGAGUCUCUCAAUACUGAGCAAAUGGAAGGUUUUAACGAAAUUUUUGAUCAUGUCAUCAGAAAUAAAGGGAAAGUUUUCUUUAUGGAUGGUCCUGGUGGGACCGGAAAGACAUAUCUUUACAUGGCUCUUUUGGCCAGAGUUCGAUCUACGGACCGCAUCACAGUGGCUACAGCUACAUCUGGUAUUGCAGUAUCCAUCAUGCCUGGUGGUCGUACAGCUCAUUCGAGGUUCAAAAUUCCCAUAAAACUUCAAGAUAAUUCUGUUUGCAACUUUACCAAACAAAGUGGUACUGCAACACUAUUGUGUGAGGCGUCUUUAAUUAUAUGGGAUGAGGUGGCGAUGACACGAAGUCAGGCUGUGGAAACACUUGACAGAUCGUUACGGGAUAUUACAGGAUGUGAUUUACCGUUUGGUGGUAAAGUAAUGGUAUUUGGAGGGGAUUUCAGACAAGUUCUACCUAUUGUUCCUAGAGAAAAGAUCUUCCCAAAUGAUUAUGUGGAUCUGCCAGAUGACAUUAUGCUUGAGUAUAAUGAUGAUCAGUCUAUUGAUACUCUCAUCGAUCAUGUGUUUCCUGAUCUAGCUAACAACUGCACCUCCGUCAGUUACAUGCGCGAGCGUGCUAUCUUGUCAACAAGAAAUGAGUAUGUUGAUAGCCUCAACGCAAUGAUGAUUGGAAAGUUUCCUAGAGAAGAAAAGGUUUACUACAGUCAUGAUUCUGUAGAUGAUGAAUCAACUAAUAACUAUCCUCUUGAUUUUUUGAACUCAAUUACUCCAAAUGGUCUUCCUCUGCAUGAACUUAAAAUUAAGAAGAACUGUCAUGCUGGAAAUUGA